Messenger RNA from Trypanosoma brucei brucei TREU927, 2223 nucleotides. RefSeq lists its product as hypothetical. The record is from RefSeq and is a predicted model, not a curated record. NCBI's taxonomy places the organism in Eukaryota, Euglenozoa, Kinetoplastea, Trypanosomatida, Trypanosomatidae. The transcript has a single exon. Gene Ontology annotation, biological process: RNA methylation. Gene Ontology annotation, molecular function: methyltransferase activity. Bases 1 to 2223 code for a protein of 740 amino acids.
AUGCAGCCACUACAGGCAACCGAACAGACAAAGAAGAAGCUGAAGUCGUUCGGUAAAAACCGGCGUGAGAUUAGGGUGCGCACCACCUAUGAUGAAAAGGGCAACUGGAUGGCCGUGAACAACCCGGACAAGCUGAGGCAAACGGAGUGCCCAGCUCUUGACCGUUACUAUCGUGACCUUCAGCGGUUGUGUACGCCACAGGAGUGGGGCGAUGAAAUGGCGCUGUUCCGCCAACCACUUCCCACUACAUUUUGGAUCAAUGACACGGAUCCCUUAGCCCCCGAAAUUAGUCGCUAUUUCGAAUCGCUGCCUGACACAGUAGUCGAGGCUAUUCCGUGGUACCCGAUUCGCGGGAUGGCGUGGCGUAUAAAGGCUGGGAAGACUGAAUUUCGGCGUCCCGAAAUGAAGGAAUUACGGAGUUUUUUAAUUCGUCAUACUGCCAUUGGGACUGUAUCGCGGCAGGAAGAGGUGUCGAUGCUCCCGCCUUUCUUGUUGGACAUUCAACCCACGGACAAAUGCCUUGAUAUGUGCGCAUCCCCAGGCUCAAAAACAGCUCAAAUUCUUGUUUCGUUGGGGCGGCAUAAGGUUGUACCUCAUGAUAGUGAUGCCUCACCCUUUCCGUUCGACUACGACAGCGAGGGGCUUGUGGUCGCUAAUGAUAUUGACACCAAGCGAGCCAACAUGCUGGUGCACCAAGUUAAGCGUAUGAGGUUGCUAUUCCCGUUUGCACUCUUUACCAAUCAUGACGCACAAUUCUUCCCCAAUAUGGUGUUGACCCCUGGAGAAGCGCAACCCCACACAUGUGGACAGCAAACUACCGGCGAUGAUGGCGCCACCGAGCUUCGGUUUGAUAAAAUACUUUGUGACGUUGUCUGUUCUGGUGACGGAACAAUCCGCAAAGCUCCACACAUACUCAAGAUGUGGUCGCCCCGGGAGGCUAUAUCGCUGCAGAAGGUGCAGAUUCAAAUAGCAUUGCGUGCCUGUCACCUUCUUCGCGUCGGCGGUCGCCUUGUCUACAGCACGUGCUCUAUGAAUCCCAUAGAAAAUGAGGCGGUUGUAGCGCAGAUUAUCCACCGCACGAAAGGGGCUAUGAAACUUAUUGACUGCUCCUCGUUGCUCCCCGGGUUGCGGUUCACCCCGGGUCUCCAAAAGUGGGUGGUGACGAACUCAAAGGGCAAUGUGGUGGAAGCUCCAUGCCAGGAAGCACACGAAGCACUCUUCCCGCCUGGAACGCCAGGGGCCUAUUCGUCGGAUGCGGUUGAUGCUAUGGACUUGCGCCUGUGUUUGCGACUGCUUCCUUCCCAUUGCAACGGCGGCGCAUUCUUCAUUGCAGUGCUCAGCAAAGUUUCUGAGUUCCGCUUCCAUAAGCAUGACGAAACAACGCAGCCAGCUAUCACGGUGCCGGCGCACUCUGCCCGCAUUUUUGAACGCGAAGACAACACAUCAGUCGACACGGAAGUUACUCAGGAUGGCCUCCCUUUAGGAAAAAGAGAAAGAGAGGAAAACGCACUCGACUUGGCCAAAGAUGAGGUUCGCGGGAGAGGUGUUCCUCCGCAAUUUGUUGCAGCUCCGGAGCCCAUUAUCAACGUCAUAACGGACUUUUACCGUGUAUCUAGCUUUCCGACGCGUCUGCUUGUCGUUCGUACAGCAAAUGGGCAACGGGAGCUGAAACUUUCCGGUGGGUCUGUCUGCUCCAUUGUUUCGCGCUCUGCUCUCGAGGUUUUGCAGCAUAAGACGGACACUCUUAUUGUGGUAAGCGCUGGCCUUCGUGUUUUCGCCCACGAAAAUCUUGACGGCGGCUGGCGCAUUGCCAGUGAGUCGGCUGUUCUCUUUUCCAAACUAAUGUCCCAGUCCCCGCGACGGCUGUGCGUUCACGUAAGUUUGGUGGAGCGCCUUUUGCAAGGAGGAAAGCUAAAAGACAUUCCCUUUAAUGAUAUUGAAGACGAGGCGGUACGUUUCCAGUUGGAGUCAAUGGAUAUUGGCACUGUUCUGCUGAAAAUUGAAGCCCCCGGUGCGGUCGGAGGUGUUCUUUACUCCGUGGCGCUGAGGGCACGUAAGCGGUUGCAGUUAUUAGUGGACCAGGAGGACAUCGUGGGAUUGAGACUGCGGUUGGGACUCCCCGCGACGGAGGCAGCAAAGGUGGAGGAUACCAACGCACAACAGGGGGAGGGUGGUGUUAUACCUGCUGAUUGCGCGGAGGAAGGGGCGGAGCGCAUUCCUUAA